CGCGGCAUAUUCAACACAACAGCGUUUUGUAAACACACCGUGUAGUAGUUCUAGUGUAGUUUUUACUUCAUGAGUAAUGCAUGUUAUGUUGUACAACGACACCUUUUUUGCAGAAUUUAUGGAACCGCGUUUGUAAUCUUUUGAAAUGACACAAUGAAGUAGACUGCCAAGGGCGAUGUAGACUUAGUUUACUCAGAUAUUUGGUUAGCUAAUGUGUGUUCACGCUAAGGUAGCUAUCAGCGAAGAUAUGACUGUUCUUGUAAUGUUAUAGGAGAGGGAGAUCAUGGUGCAAUUCCUUAUAGGAUUCGUGUAAAUUGCGUACAUCAACAUAAAGAAAAUGAGGAGAAGCUUAGCGCCAAGUCAGGUUGCCAAAAGGAGAUGCGGAGAUGAUUCUUCCGACGAGGACUGGGACCCCCAAGAAGAGACACGAAAGCGAAGAAAAGGAGAUGGCGACAGUCGGGAGAACCUCAUCUCCCCUUUCAGGAAACCUCUCACGCAGAUAACCAAUCGGCCGAUGUGCAUGGACAGCGGUCAACACGAGGCCUUCAUUCGCAGCAUCCUUUCAAAGCCGUUUAAAAUCCCCAUAGCCAACUACACUGGCUCAUUGGGAAUCCGAGCUUUGGGCCUGAAGCGUGCCGGAGUCCGAAGAGCUCUCCAUGACCCUUUUGAGGUGGAUGCCCUGGUUCUGUAUGAACCACCUACACUGAGUGCUCAUGACACGCUCAAAGCUGACAAAGAUAAGGCUCCUGUUCAUGUUGUUGUGGAUCCUGUACUUGGCAAAGUGCUAAGGCCUCAUCAGCGAGAGGGUGUGAGAUUCCUGUGGGACUGUGUGACAGGCAGACGUAUCCCGGAGUCGUUCGGCUGCAUCAUGGCAGACGAGAUGGGCCUGGGCAAGACCCUGCAGUGCAUCACGCUCAUGUGGACGCUCCUGCGCCAGAGCCCCGACUGCAAGCCCGAGAUAGACAAGGCCAUCGUGGUCUCUCCCUCCAGCCUGGUGCGAAACUGGUACAACGAGGUGGGGAAGUGGCUUGGAGGACGUGUGCAACCGCUGGCCAUAGAUGGCGGCUCGAAAGGCGAGAUUGAUCGCAAACUGGAGGGCUUCAUGGCACAGCAUGGUUUGAGGGUGCCCUCUCCGAUCCUCAUCAUUUCAUAUGAGACAUUCCGUCUCCAUGCCGAAGUUCUCCACAAGGGAAAAGUUGGUCUUGUGAUUUGUGAUGAGGGCCACCGGUUGAAGAACUCUGACAAUCAGACGUACCAGGCUCUCAAUGCCAUGAACGCCCAGAGACGAGUGCUCAUUUCUGGGACACCCAUUCAGAAUGACCUGCUGGAGUACUUCAGCCUGGUGCAUUUUGUCAAUGCUGGAAUCCUUGGCACUGCUCAGGAGUUCAAGAAGCGUUUUGAGCUUCCAAUCCUAAAGGGUCGUGAUGCCGAUGCCAGUGAUAAAGACAGGGCAGCUGGAGAGGAGAAACUCAAAGAGCUCAUCAGCAUUGUCAACAGAUGUUUGAUCAGGAGGACAUCAGACAUACUUUCAAAGUACCUGCCAGUGAAGAUUGAACAGGUGGUCUGUUGCAGACUGACGCCUCUGCAGAGUGAGCUGUAUAAGCGUUUCCUGAAGCAGGCCAAGCCGGUGGAGAGCCUACAGGGAGGCAAGAUCAGUGUCUCCUCCCUCUCCUCCAUCACCUCCCUCAAGAAACUAUGCAACCAUCCAUCACUCAUCUAUGACAAGUGUCUGGAGGGAGAGGAGGGCUUUGAGGGGGCCCUGGACCUCUUCCCACCUGGCUACAGCACCAAGGCAGUGGAGCCCCAGCUCUCUGGGAAGAUGCUGGUACUGGAUUACAUCCUUGCAAUAACAAAAAGCACAUCAAGUGAUAAAGUGGUGCUGGUCUCCAACUACACCCAAACUCUAGAUCUGUUCGAGAAGCUGUGCAGACAACGAAGAUACCUGUAUGUGCGACUGGAUGGAACCAUGUCCAUCAAGAAACGAGCAAAGAUAGUGGAAAGAUUCAAUAGUCCCACGAAUCCAGAAUUCAUCUUCAUGCUGAGCAGCAAGGCAGGAGGAUGUGGCCUCAAUCUGAUCGGAGCCAAUCGGCUGGUCAUGUUCGACCCUGACUGGAAUCCAGCCAAUGAUGAGCAGGCCAUGGCCAGAGUGUGGAGAGAUGGUCAGAAGAAGACCUGCUUUAUCUACAGACUUCUUUCAACAGGAACUAUCGAGGAGAAGAUCCUUCAGAGGCAGACCCAUAAGAAGGCCCUGAGCAGCUGUGUGGUGGAUGAGGAGCAGGAUGUGGAGAGGCACUUCUCCCUGGGAGAACUACGAGAGCUCUUCAUACUCAACGAGAGCACCACUAGUGACACGCAUGAUCGGUUCCGCUGCAAGCGCUGUGUAAACGGACGGCAGGUUCGUCCCCCGCCUGAGGACUCGGAUUGCACCAGCGACCUGUCCAAUUGGCAGCACUGCGCGGACAAGAGGGGACUAAAGGACCCCGCGCUUGCAGCCUCCUGGGACGCUGCCGUCUCCUUCGUCUUCCACCAGCGCUCGCAUGAGGACCAGCGGGGAGUGCUGAAAGCUGAGAGCUGAAAUACAGACAUGCAGCACUGACCUACUGACCAGCAACAGCACACUUACGCAAGCGAUGCAGUGUGAUGGGCUUAUAACCAACAGCCUGUUGUUAACACCAACCCUGUGUGUUACUCUCAGAGAGGGUCAAGAUACCUCUCGUGAUUGCGUUGUGUGUACUGACAUAUAGACUCCUUGCAGCCUACUGACCAGCAAAGGAACACUUGAGAAAGGGGUGUGGUGUGAAAUUGGAUUCAUACCAGCAGCCGUCCAUUAUGUUAAACACCAACCCUGUGUGAUAUUCAAGGAGGGUCAAGAUAUCUCUUGUGACUGCAGUGUGUAGACUGCCUUGAUAUUUUUCAUCAGGUUGGUGGUCAAAGCCAUUUUGGGGGGAUGGACGUAAAUACGAGGUGUUCAAUUCUAAAAGUUGAACAGACGAGUUGUACAAAUAUGCUACUAUAACCUCUGAUCCUACUUUCUACUGUAUCGAAGUUAUUUUUCACUGUUUGUUUUGUUUGUACCCUUUCACUAGUUUUUGGUGUAUUUAUGCUGAAAAGCAACCCUUUUUUCCUGUAACAUAAAUGUACAAUACAUAUAUUAAAAUUUACUUUUGGCUAUA
This is a messenger RNA of Engraulis encrasicolus (European anchovy), 3173 nucleotides long. It is a transcript of the gene rad54l, whose product is annotated as RAD54 like. Gene Ontology annotation, cellular component: nucleus. Gene Ontology annotation, biological process: double-strand break repair via synthesis-dependent strand annealing; reciprocal meiotic recombination. Lineage: Eukaryota; Metazoa; Chordata; Actinopteri; Clupeiformes; Engraulidae. The record is from RefSeq and is a predicted model, not a curated record. The transcript is spliced from 18 exons. Gene Ontology annotation, molecular function: ATP-dependent chromatin remodeler activity; ATP binding; DNA translocase activity. Bases 338 to 2575 code for a protein of 745 amino acids.